Arvicola amphibius (Eurasian water vole) is the source of this 1029-nucleotide messenger RNA. RefSeq names its product leucine zipper protein 2-like. The record is from RefSeq and is a predicted model, not a curated record. The transcript is spliced from 12 exons. NCBI's taxonomy places the organism in Eukaryota, Metazoa, Chordata, Mammalia, Rodentia, Cricetidae. The coding region runs from base 1 to 1029 and encodes 342 amino acids.
AUGGGUGAAGGACAGGACUACGAAGAGCUAGAGAAGCAGCUGAAGGAAGUGUUUAAGGAGCGCAGCACAGUCCUGCGGGAGCUGACAAAGACGUCUCGAGAACUGGACGGGAUCAAAGUCAACCUUCAGUCUUUGAAAAAUGAUGAGCAAUCUUCCAAAACGGAUGUUCAGAAGCUUCUGGAGUUAGGCCAGAAGCAAAGGGAAGAAAUGAAGUCUCUCCAGGAGGCCCUGCAGAAUCAGCUUAAAGAGACAUCUGAGAAAGCAGAAAAGCAUCAGGCUACAAUUAAUUUUUUGAAGACUGAAGUGGAAAGAAAGAGCAAAAUGAUCCGUGACCUACAGAAUGAGAAUAAAAGCUUGAAGAACAAAUUGUUGUCCGGAAGCAAGCUGUGUGGGAUUCAUGCAAAAGAGUCAGAAAAAAUCCAAGCCCAACUGAAGGAGCUCCGUUAUGGGAAGAAAGAUUUGUUAUUUAAGGCCCAGCAGCUCACCGAACUGGAGAAGAAGUUAGCUGUUGCCAAACAUGAGCUUGAGAAAGCAGCUCUUGACAAAGAAUCACAGAUGAAAGCAAUGAAAGAGACUGUACAACUCUGCUUGACGUCGGUUUUCCGUGAUCAGCCUCCUCCUCUCAGUCUCUUCCCAUCAAAUCCAUCACAGACAUUGCAUCCACCCAGGACAAUUGCUUCCACGAUUCCAGAUUCGAGGACAAAAAGCGAGAAGGAUGUUUUUAUGGCACCUCUGACAGCAGAGGUCUAUUGGCUCCCACCAUGGUCUGUCUUGUCCUCAGAAAGUCAUGGAGAUCUUGUGGUCAUCAGUCCAAAGGACCAGUCCUCACAUGCACUCCAGCAGGUCACAGAUGAGGCAGCUGCUAGGGUGAGACAGCCCAUGAUCCAGAAUGUGUGUCUGGGUGGUAGAUUGCUGAUCAGGUAUCUGCAGUCACCAGAAGAAAGUGUCAGAUUUCCUGUGAUCUGCCCAAUGUUGGUGCUGGGAAUUGAAACUGGGUUCUUAGGAGAAGCAGCCAGCACUCUUAAGUGA